Messenger RNA from Paramormyrops kingsleyae, 1464 nucleotides. RefSeq names its product NFKB inhibitor interacting Ras-like 1 (gene nkiras1). Gene Ontology annotation, molecular function: GTPase activity; GTPase activating protein binding; GTP binding. Gene Ontology annotation, biological process: Ral protein signal transduction; negative regulation of canonical NF-kappaB signal transduction. The record is from RefSeq and is a predicted model, not a curated record. NCBI's taxonomy places the organism in Eukaryota, Metazoa, Chordata, Actinopteri, Osteoglossiformes, Mormyridae.
AAUAGGGCUUUCCCUACGUCAAAUAAAAGCACCGCCAAAUAGUCUAUAAGAAUUAUAAAUGCAUAUCUGCAUCCAAAGGAAUGAUCACGUCUCAUUGUUGCAGAAAUAUUGCUCAAUACACGCAUGCAGAUACACAUUUAGUUCGCUUUUUAGCUUCCUGGUCUGAAAACGUCACUGCAUAGGCAAUGAAGCAUGUGCAUUAAAUUGAUAUUGGACUCUGCAGCUAGCCAGCUAGUGCCAUCGAAAUAUCCAGGUCCUAUUACCCGUCUUUCACAAAUAGCUAGAUAGCUGUUUGUAUUACGAGGUAAAGCUUUUAUUUCUUUUCAGCUUUUGGGACACGCAAUAAGAAAGCCCGAGGUCGCCACAGUGCCAUGGGUAAGGGCUGCAAAGUUGUGGUUUGCGGCUUGGCGUCAGUGGGAAAGACGGCGAUUCUAGAGCAGCUGCUUUACGGGAAUCACGCAGUGGGCUCUGAGUCCCGUAAGACCUUAGAGGAUGUCUACGUUGCCUCUGUUGAGACCGACCGUGGUGUAAAGGAGCAGUUGCGGCUGUAUGACACCAGGGGGCUCCACGAUGGCUUGGAGCUCCCCAAACACUACUACUCCGUAGCCGAUGGCUUUGUGCUGGUCUACAGUGUAGACAGCUUGGAGUCAUUCAAGAAAGUGGAUGUACUGAAGAAAGAAAUAGACAAAUCCAGGGACAAACGGGAGGUGAUGGUGAUCGUUCUGGGGAACAAGACAGACCUGCAGGAAUGGCGGCAGGUGGAUGCAGAGGUAGCGCAGCAGUGGGCGCGAGGCGAGAAGGUCCGGCUGUGGGAAGUGAGCGUGACGGAGCGUGACUCCCUCAUCGAGCCCUUCACUGUCCUCACCAGCCGCCUCACCCAGCCCCAGAGCAAAUCCUCCUUUCCGCUGCCUGGCCGCAGAAGCAGGGGCACGCCCUCCAAUGACAUGUGACUGCCACACGGUGGCGCUGUGCAUGUGGCCAAACAUACCAGGGCUCAUUGGAGCGUUAAUGGGCUGAGAGCAAUAAUGCAAAUGAUACUGUGGUUUAUUAUAUUUAAUUUUUUUUUACUUCAUCUCCUUGGAAAUCGGUCAUCGCCCCGACCACAACUAAAGAAGAUAUGUUCUGGGUUUGUCCCUCUGUGUAUUUUGUUAGUUUUGUGUAUUUUUUUUUUUUUGUAAUUUAUUUUUUUUCUGCACUUUGUGUUCAGCUUUUAAAACCCGGUGCAGUGUAGAGAUGAAGCAAGCUAAGUCACAAAUAUUGUCACAUGAGCCAGACGUGUGAAGCAGCGGAUUCGUAGCCAGUCGUUUGCGCAGAGACGUUGGACGUGGUCUCGCUGCGUACGGCUGUUAUUCUCCAAGCCAGAAGGGGAAAUUCAACGGGGAAUUCCAUCCCCAGCGUGUCAGAGCACUUUGAGUAUUACAGUAUGAAGAAAAGGUGGUUGGAAAUAAAAUAAUUAUUAAAGAC